GCUGAUUUGGCGGCAUAAAUGAAUCAAGGUCGGGGCUUGGAAGGUUAACUUGAUUGGAUAGUUGGGUCCUCUUAUUACUCAAAAUGAUACUUAAGAAUUCAUGGGAGGGGUCAUUUUGCAGAAUUCUGUGAUUAAGUGGCUUCGGAGGCUAUGAAUGUAUACAUGAAAUACCGCUCCAUCACUCAUCGAUGUUUACUAAUCAGCGACCAAAAAAGUUUGAUUUUUCUGAAGGCAACAAAAUAAGAUUAUUGUUUAUGAAGGGAAAUUUCGGCGAUGGUUAGUUGAUUUUGGGAAUUUAGUGACCCUCUAUCUGACUCCCAUUUGCUUGUAUGCUGAUCGUCAUCGAAAUAUAUGUAUCGCCUUUACUCUUAUAUAAUUAUGGACUCAGUCCGCCUUAUUGAACGUGGAAAAAUGCAAGAAUGGACCAUAAAUAUUUAUAUUCCAUCAACUUAUUGAUUUGAACAGACAAUCGGGGUAACGAUGUGAAGAAAGCAAAUAGGAAUGAGCAAAUUGGAUCGGAAUGACUGAUAAUAGAAAAGGCGAGUGAGCCAACUUGCUUAGGCUAAAUGGUUGUUCAAAAUUGGUGCGAGGAAGUAAGAUUUGAAUUCACGGUUGGACGUUGUGGUUAGAAUUUGUCAUUAAGGUUCUCAUCGUCGAUUGAUAUCAUUUAUGAUGUCGAAAUGCUAAUUAGCUAUAUAGGUGAAUAAAUUUCGCCCUGUUAUGCUCCCUCACUAAACUCAAGACAUCAAGAGGAUUACAGGCUAAUAUCUGCAUAUUCUACAAUCUGAAAUAAUGUUUUUCUGAUUGUUCUCUUUUUCGACGUUCAAAAGCAUAAGAAAUAAGUAUUAUUUGGGAUAAAUGACGCUUUAGUACAUGAGUGUAUCAUUUGCUCUUCUAAAUAAGAGCUUUAGAUUUUGUAAUACUUCCAAAAUACUGUAUUAUCAAACUGCUUCUCCAACUCACCCACUCUCCUUUCCGGUCGAAGUUGCUCAUAAACUUUGAUGUUUUCUAUAUUAUAGUCGCUUAACAAUUUAUUACCAUGUAUCUAUUUAUGUACUUAUAUUGUCCUUCAUUUGUCUCUCUGCUGAAGAUGCGCGCAGUGUUAAUCAAAACCUUUUCACACACAUCGGUUCUCGAAUUAUGGUUUCAGAAUGUUUAUCAGUUAAAGGAGAAUUUUCACUAUUUUUCACCCCGUUUACUUAUAACCCUACCGUCAAGCAUUUGUGGUGUAAGACAAGCUAUAAUUCGUGGUCGCUCUAGAUUCUGAUACUAACUAGUAUAACAAAAUAAGUAUAAUUUGUUCUGAAGAAAGUAACUUAUAUAGGAUAUCAUCACUUGAGUUCAUUCUAUUUUUUGAAUACUUCUAACUAAGUUGUCCUUGUUGAUUAAUCUUUAGUGUUGAAAAGAUUCGAAAAAUUUAUAUUGUACCAGAAUUUUUAAAUACAAGUGCAAGCCAGUUUAUAAGAUUAUGGGCUUGCUUCAAAAUAGUCUUAUCAGAUGCUGUAAAUACAAAACUACUGUGUAAGAUAAAAUGAUGAUUCAGUCAUGCUCAACGUGGAAGCUGAAAAAUUACACAGGUUUAAGUUGCUACAUCUCAUUAACUCAGCAAAAUGAAACUCAAAAUAAAUUCUAGAGUAGUACAGUUAGUAACAUCGUUAGUAGUGGUACAAGACAUUAGGCAUCGAAGGUGCGAUUCUAGAAUAAAAUAUAGAGUAGUGGAAUAAAAACUUUUUGUUUGGUAGUUUGAAAAAUACAGAUCUUAGGAAAGACAAAUCGGAUACUGCUGCGCGAUUGUGAACAGUUCUGAGCCAUGUCACCUAUAGUCUUGAUCCAUGGAUUACGAAAAUCGCGCGUAUUCCAACUGGGUAGCUUACAUUUGCUUGUAUAGCUCAGUCCAACAGUCAGUGUCUUUACGGACUGGUAUCAUUUUUUGGUUUGGCGGCCCUUUGUUCUCUCGCAGCCUUUUCCUACAAUCCAUAAUUUCCUGUCGAGGUAAUCAGCGGAAGGGCAUACCCAAUACAUGUCUUAAGUAUCUGCUUGUUGAGGUGGAACACUUUAAGUCCCACCCAAGUAUUUUUCACUGGUUUUAACUAUGUACUUGAGUGUUAAAGCCUCCUGCCACAAUUAAGUCUAGGCGUUCGGUAUUUGCAGGGGAUCGAAAAGCUUUAUGUAAAACAUUCUCUAUUUCGUCCGAACUUCAGUGAAAGCAUAAGAAUAGAUGAUGAAGAGCCAAAGGCGUGUUUCCUUAUCUUUUCUUGUUCUUACUUCCCCAUAUAGUCUGGCAACGCACAAGUCGCUGUUUUAGGAAAUUCAGUUUAGAAGGCCUUAUUCUGCUUUAUAACUUAGUACUGUACAUACACCGGGAAACCCAAGAGAAGCCACAGUCAAGUCCUCAGAUGCACAGAGGGCAAACAGUGUGGUUCCUCUUAUUUACUAAUGAGGUUAGGUGAAUGACCACUCUUGAAUUCUGUAUGCGUAUUUUGGAGACACAGUAUAUAUCAAUGGCACUAACUUCUAGAAUCCUAGCUAAGGAAGAUUGUUAGUCUGUUUGAAAUAAAGUCCUGACAUUUUGUUUAGGUCGCGGUCUUGAGAGACUCAAACAGCGUUUGUGACUUAUGAAGAUAAAGUCAUAGAAGAGUUGACAAUGGUGAUAGAAAGAAGUGAGAAGUGACGAAGAGCUUUGAUCGAAAAGAUCUCUAAUGGCGGUUGUCACUUCCCGAUUGCCCACACCAUGGAAGGAUAUUUCUACUUGAGAAAACUGAGGAAGAGAUUGGGUUGGUAGUAGUGCUGGCCUAGGAGCGUGAACUCAGUGGACAACUGUUUUAGGCCAGUCAUGCACGGUUUUUCUGUGAGGUUUAUAAUGUGUUGGCUCCGUGUUUCAAAAGACCUUACCACCGGAGACGGAAAUCCGUGGGGUAAGGUGGGGUGUGGCAUUUUUAGGGCUGAUCUUUCCCAACUCACUCUCCCCCAUGUGACAAAGCUGCAUCGCUGCAGAUGCUGGCUGUCUGAGGGGAACACAGUGCUGUGAUAUCUUUGUACAAUCAGCAGUGCAACUUCGUCCUUGGACCGCAAGUUGUCGCUUUUAGUCUUACUGUUUCCUAACCGACCUACCUGGUAUUGUAGGGCUUAAAGGAAAAAGUUCCAGUCAAUAUGACUUGAUGAGCAUUUUGUGAUAGACAAACCAUCACGUCUGAUGAUUAUUAAAUCACGCUUAUUUUAGAUAAAUACUAAUAUGGCCGUACCAAAUGUAUUCCAUCAUUCUACCAGGUACUUGGUUAUCAGCCAUCAAAUAAUGGGUUCAGUCUCUCUACAUAUAUUUCAGUUUUUGACGGAGUUUUGUUCUUUGAGCUGGAUGGUUUUGUCGUGGAGCUUUCAGAUGGAUCAGAGAACAAAACUCCAUCAAAACCAUCCACCUGAGCUAUAAAUCUUCCCCACCAUCUCAAUAUAUUUUAUUUUCCAUUGUCUUGUAAUAACUUCAAUCCUUUUGAAGUAAUAUAGUAAUAAUAUCUGUAAUGCCCAGUCAGUAUUUGGUAGCUCUUCUUUUUGUCGUUUAGACCAGUAUGGAGUGCCUGAGUUUGGAAUCGAGCGCAGUUUGUGACAAUCAAGCUACCAAUAACAUCAGAAAUUCCAAACCUAAAAGCGAUGCAUCUAAGAAAAAGAAAACAUCCAAAAAGUCACAUCACCAUUGCAGUCACAAACAAAACAAUAAUGAUUGCUGCAAAACUGCUUGUAAACCCGACGUUCUACGAAAUCUUUCAACCGUAAUUCAAAACUGGAAGUUGGGUGAUAAAGCUCCAUGCCACAAAACAGCAAAUAUUGAAAGCACUUUUAAAAACAUUGAGAAACGAAUCAUUCAUGGAAGUGUUGAGAAAGUUUCACCUGAUUGUCAGGCUCCUGGAGGUGGACUAGCUUACCCUAAAGAAACCAAGUUUAUUUUUCAUUAUCAAAUUCGUAAACUGGAUGAAGACCGUACCGUGAUUGAUGAUACCCGUAGGUAUGGAAAAACGAUGGAGGUGUACUCGGGAAAAGAAUUCCAACUGGAGUUUUGGGAACAAUGUUUAGGAACUAUGUUGCCUGGUGAAGUUUCAUCAUUUAUUGUACCACCUGAAAGGUUGGCUUCAUUUCCAGCUGUAAAUAAAAAACUGCGUGAUUACAUGUUAAAUAAAAAAGAUCAUUCUGCAAAACACUGUUGUGGAUUGAUGAGCUUACAAGAACAAGGUGGUUUGGGCUACCCAGAUCUGGACGAGUUGAUGAUGAAACCUGAAGCACUUGAAUUUAUUUUUGAUUUAGUUAAAGUUGAAAUUCCAGGCACUGGUAGUCGUAAAGAAACAUGGAUAAUGACGCCUGAAGAGAAAUUGGAAACUGUACCAGUUUUACGUGAAGAAGGUAAUCAGUUGUAUAAUCGUGGGGAAUAUAAUAAGGCUGCUGCAUGUUAUAGUGAAGCGUUAGGCAUUUUAGAACAAUUAGUUUUACGAGAAAAACCAGGAGAACCUGAGUGGAUUGUAUUGGACAAGUUACAAAUACCGCUAUUCGUUAAUCUUGCACAAUGUCAAUUUAAAGAAAAAGACUAUUAUGCUGUAAUAAAAAAUACUACUGAAGCCUUAUCACGAGAUCCUACAAAUGUAAAAGCACUUUAUCGCAGGUCUAAGGCGUAUAUAGAAACUUGGGACUUUGAUCUAGCUGCUGAGGAUCUACGUAAGCUAGCCAUUUGUCGUCCGGAAAUGAAGAACACAGUCGAAAAUGAACUAAACAUUAUCGAGGCUAAACGUGUCAAUGAAGAAAUCAAAGGAAGACAAAAACUAGCUGGGAAACUCUUCGCUUGUCCAAAAUCAGUCGCAGAAUCAAAUAUAUUAUAAUGUAUCAUAAUAAAUUCGGAAAUAUUCAUGUCAGUAUUAUAUGUACUUUGAAUAUCUGAAAAUGGAUUCAAGGUUUGUGCAUUUAUGAUGGAACAGUCGUAUUUUUUUUCUGCGUCUAUAUAUUUCCAUCUUAAAUAUCUUGACUGUGAUAUAACUACUUGCACCAGUAGCUUUUUUUAAUUUCAUUUCAUAUGUGGAUUUUCUUUUGAUUGUAUGUACCCAUUAUAUUGUAAAUACUAUGUUGAAAAUG
Molecule: messenger RNA, 5106 nt
Organism: Schistosoma haematobium
Lineage: Eukaryota; Metazoa; Platyhelminthes; Trematoda; Strigeidida; Schistosomatidae
Exons: 5
Coding region: 3561-4856 (431 amino acids)
Cellular component (GO): cytosol; nascent polypeptide-associated complex
Molecular function (GO): peptidyl-prolyl cis-trans isomerase activity; protein binding
Source: RefSeq, a predicted model, not a curated record